Messenger RNA from Salvelinus namaycush (lake trout), 1369 nucleotides. RefSeq names its product CD276 antigen homolog. The record is from RefSeq and is a predicted model, not a curated record. The transcript has 7 exons. The coding region runs from base 71 to 1369 and encodes 432 amino acids. Lineage: Eukaryota; Metazoa; Chordata; Actinopteri; Salmoniformes; Salmonidae.
CUGUAUCGUGUCGCAGAUAGAUUGACAUGAUCCUAUAGUUCUACAUAACUUCUGUCUUUAACGGGACAAUAUGGAGACUUAUUCGGUCUGCGGGUUGUGGACACUUUUAAUGUACAUCAUUAGUAUAUCAUCAACAUCAAGAGACACAGGCGGUACAGUUCAGCACAUUGUGGCCUUAGUUGGUGAUGACGUCAUCCUGCCUUGCACCCUGAGAAGCACUGUCAGUGCUGUGCAUCAGACAGUAGAGUGGCAGAGACCGGACCUAAAACCAAAAGAGGUCCAUCUUUACAGAGAUGAGAAGGAGGAUCUGGUGCUCCAGAAUCCAGUCUUCAGGGGAAGGACGUCACUGUUUAAAGAAGAACUAGAGAACGGCAACGCUAGUUUAAAGUUGACCAGAGUGAAACUGUCUGAUGCUGGAAACUACACCUGUUACAUUCCACUGCUGGACCACCAGAAAAGCAUCAUUCAACUCAUUGUUGGUGAGUCAACACACCUGCUGACCACCCAAACCCCCUUAGGAGACAGAUCUCAUGAAAUCAAGGGUGCUGCAUCUAGACCAGUUAUCAUCAUUGAGGGAAUCAAAGGCGAUGAGGUGGUCCUGCGGUGUGAGGCUGAAGACUGCUACCCAGAGCCUGUCAUGGAGUGGUGGGACGCUCAUGGACGUGUCCUCCCUGCUGCUGGACCUACAGAGACAUCCAGAGACCGUGAAGGCUGCUACACUGUGACAAGCCAUGUUAACGUCCCGAAAUCUGACAACAACACCUUCACCUGUCGGGUUCAACAGUUGGAGAUCAGACACAUGAAGGAGAGACAGAUUCACGUUCCAGAUCAAAUGUUUCCUAAGACGUGUCAUUCUUGGUGGCUGACAGUUCUUGUUGCAGUUCCCGUCGUUUAUGUAGCUGGAGUUGGAGUCGGAGCUGGAGGUCUCUACCUGUUGAUAAAAAAAGGGAUAUUGACCAUCAGAAAGGAACCGUUGACGUCAGUAAUGAAGAAGAACAAGGAGACGACGAAGAAUGAGGAAGAUGAGGCCAUGGAAAAGUUCAGUGAUGUUACAGACUGUGAGAAGUUCUUCCUGGGGGGGACAACUCCAAAUCUCCCAGGUAUUUUGGUUGGUGGGACAGUCCAGGACCAGAACCGCUACAAGCCGAUCUGCCAGAAGUACAACAACAUCUACAGGUUUGCAACUCUCUACGACACGACCAACAGGAUCCCUGUGUUCUCAGCCUACACCUUCACUGGUUAUACAACGGGUCGACCAGAUGAUCCCUGGAUGAUCGAGCCCCAGCUCAACGGGGAAAACAACAUCCCUGAAAUGGAGAAUGACAGUAAAGAGAUUGAAUACCAACACCAGGGAAAACAGCAGCCCUGA